AUGGCUCUACAGGAGGCCUUAUUGGCUCUGCUGCUGGCCCUCUGCUGCUGUGUUGAACCGGUGCCUGUGGAGUUCUUUCAGAACAUGCCGGUUGUCCCGAGGCAACCAGGGUGCCCGGCGGUGUGCCAGCCCGACCUGUGCCCGGCGGCUCACCUCCUGCUGCGGUGCCCGGCAGGGCGGGUGCGCGACGCCUGCGGGUGCUGCUGGGAGUGCGGCAAUGCCGAGGGUCAGUUCUGCGAUGCCGACGCGGCCGCCGGGUUCUAUGGGCGCUGCGCCGAGGGCCUGAGGUGCCGUGUUCCGGCCCGGGAGAGGGCCCACUUCCUGUCCAGAGCGGCGGAGGAGGAGGAGGAGACGCCCAAGGCCGUCUGCACGUGUGCCAAGCACGAGGUUCUGUGUGCCACGGACGGGAAGACCUACGAGAACAAGUGCCAACUCCGCAGUGCCCAGCGCAGCCUGCCACAGGGAGGGAGCAGACCCACCGUGGCACACUAUGGCCCGUGCCGAUCAAAGCCAGUCAUCACUAUGGGUCCCCAGACCACGCACAUGUUAGAGGGGAGCGACGCCGUGUUUGUGUGCGAGGUCUCCUCCUACCCCCUGGCCACCGUUCACUGGAGGAAGGAUGGAAAGAACAUCUUCCUCCCUGCUGAUGACUCCAACAUCGCUGCACAGGCGCGCCGAGGCCCCCAGCGCUUUGAACUGACCGGCUGGCUCCAGAUCCAGAGCGUCCGCCCCGACGAUGAGGGCGUGUACACGUGCGCGGCCAGGAACGCCUUCGGAGAGGCGUCUGCCUCGGCCAGAUUGCAGGUUCUGGGGAGAGAAUCUCAGACAGCAAGCGAUCAGAUGAAGAAGCCAUACAACAUCUUAGACGAUGAAGGUGAUGGUGAUGAUGAAGACUACGAAGGCCGUUCCAGUGGCCAUAUGUAUGUGUAAAUUUGUUUGGCUGUAAAGAAAAUGUAACAAAAUAUAUUUAGAUAGAUUUUAUAA
This is a messenger RNA of Sardina pilchardus (European sardine), 984 nucleotides long. RefSeq names its product Kazal-type serine peptidase inhibitor domain 2 (gene kazald2). Gene Ontology annotation, cellular component: extracellular region; interstitial matrix. The transcript has 4 exons. NCBI's taxonomy places the organism in Eukaryota, Metazoa, Chordata, Actinopteri, Clupeiformes, Clupeidae. The record is from RefSeq and is a predicted model, not a curated record. Gene Ontology annotation, molecular function: insulin-like growth factor binding. Gene Ontology annotation, biological process: regulation of signal transduction; regulation of cell growth. Bases 1 to 930 code for a protein of 309 amino acids.